Alligator mississippiensis (American alligator) is the source of this 10860-nucleotide messenger RNA. RefSeq names its product protocadherin alpha-C2. The transcript has 4 exons. Gene Ontology annotation, molecular function: calcium ion binding. Gene Ontology annotation, cellular component: plasma membrane. Gene Ontology annotation, biological process: homophilic cell-cell adhesion. Lineage: Eukaryota; Metazoa; Chordata; Crocodylia; Alligatoridae. Bases 6397 to 9249 code for a protein of 950 amino acids. The record is from RefSeq and is a predicted model, not a curated record.
UCUACAUUUAUUGAUUUUAUGUAUCUGUUCACAUAUAGCAUACUUGUUUUGGCCUCCUGUGUUUUGGCCACCUUUCUUUUCUUUUAUUUCAUGAUUUACGUUGAUUUCUUAAUAUUUGCUAUUAGACCAGCAUUCCUAGAUACGUUUUGCCUUAUGUGAAUUAUUGCACUUUUCCCCCCUAUGAAUUAAAUUCAGCCGUUUGGUUUCGGAUUUCACGUUGGCUUCUUUUCUUUAAAAAGGGAGACUGGAUCAUCAGGCAUGUACUGUUAUUUUAAGACAUUUUAAAAUCAGUGAAUGGCUUAAUUUUUAAGUCUUUAAAAAAACCCAAAAGUUAGCAGGUAAAAUCUGAGAAUGUUAGAUCCUUCUCUGAGAGACUUAAGAUAUUUCAGGACAUCCUUUACAUCUACAUUGUGGUUGCAUCUAAGUGCUGGCGUCUGGAUUCAGCAAGCCAGUUCCCUGCCAGUCCUAUGUCCCUAAGAAUUAUUUUAGAAAGCUACUGUCCAUUUUGUUUUCUUAAUUUUAUAAGUAUUGCAAACUGACAAUCUUAAAAAGGGUUGACAUGUCUUAAUAUGCUUUCUCUAUUAUUCCCCCUCCCCCCCAGUCUGAAAUAGCUUUUUUGGGUGAUUUAGAGAUAACACGAGUGAAUUUUCCCACUUACGACUUCAGUGUCUACAGUGACUGAUUUCUUUGUUUAUUACCUUCUCAGGAAACCUUUGUAUACAUUGGGUGGUGAUUAUCUACAUGUGCUAGAGAGAUUUCUGCUAGGAGGGGACAAAAACUGUCCAAAUCAUUUCUCGGCUAGGCAGAUAUCAUAAUACCAGAUGUUUCCUGGGAUUUUGGAAAAAGGUGUUUACCUACUGGAGGGUCUUUCCUGCACAAUUAGAGGAUGGUGAUUGUUGCCAACACCUUCCAUUUUAGGGAUGCCAGCCUAAUGUACUCUGUUCUUGAAAAAGUUAAUAUAUCUUUUCCUGUGCACAUUUUACACUGCAAACGUCUAACCUUGUUUUUGGAGUAGAAGGGCUCUCAUGCAUGCCUAAACUUUGCGUGUAAAUAAACGUUAAAAAAUUAUAUUAAAGGAAUGGGGUUGUGGCUGCCUUUCAUGAAAUUUGGUGUUAGGGAGGACCUCAAAUGUUAAAAUGAAAAAUUAUUAUUUAUACUGGCAUAGUUUAUCCACCUCAUAAUAUAAUACAAUCUCAAGGACAGUUUUUGCUACAGUAUAGUAUAUUACUAAUACCUCAGUAUCAUUGCCUCCAGGAUUUUAUAUAAUACUAUCUAGGAACAUGUAUUUUUAAAUUUCCUAAAUUAAGCAUUUCUAAGGGUUGUUCCCAGAUUUGAAACCAUUUUCUAAUAUUAAACUUUUGGGGUGAAGUUUUGCAAGUUUAUUUAUCAACAAUGAUUUUUUAAAAAGAUAAUUGCAAUAUAGUCAAUAUAAUUGCUUUCAGUCAAAUACAGACUAAUAUGUUUUUCAUCAUAAAGAACAUUUUUACCUUAUCAGCUUUUGUGCUUACAGAAACUUUACAUUUGAAUUACAUUUGCAUGCUGCUUUCACAGCUGUUAAGAACAUCUAAUUCAAGCUGUGUUGUUGACAAUUUGCUUGCAUUCAAAAGAAAGUAGAGAGGAGUUUACUUUGAUUGCACAGGCAUAGAUAUAAGGUGAUCUCUUCUUCUGGGAAGUGCUUUGCAGAUGAAGAUAUUUGGAAGUUGAAUGCUCACACCAGUUGCAGGCCUGCUGGUGACUAAUCAGUCCAAUUGCAGAGGCAAAUCCCGCUGCAAUGGUUGCACAUGUAUGGUUGACUGCUGCUACAUGAAGGUGUGCCUUUCCUCGUUCUCCUCUUCUCCUCCAUGUUGGCUCUGAGCUGACAUUCAAAGAGGGCUGUUUCAUUUUUUGAUUUGUAGCCACCAGGCAUCACAAUCUAUAGGCCGUGUUUCCCACAGUUUGUAGUCAAUACCUCAGACAGAAAAGGACUUCUUCGGGGUGACAUUGAAAUGCUUGUCUGGGGCCCCUCUGUCAAAUUUUCCAGUCAUCAGUUCCCUGUACAGCAUGGCCUUUGGUAGGCAGUUGUCAUCUGCAUCAUAUGGCUGGGCCACCACAGCUGAAUCUGUAGGAGAAUCACCUCAAUGCUGGUGGUAUUGGCUCUUUUUAACAUGUCUACAUCGGUGACAUAAUUCUGCCAGCAGAUCUUGAGAAUGGUGCAGAAGCAGCGCUGAUGAACAUGCCCAAGGAGGCAUUGGUGAUGCAUAGAGGGUGCACACAGGUGCAUGUACACUGUCUGAGCGUGGCGAUGCACCCCUGUGAAAAGGCACUGCCGGCAGUGUCUGUGGGUGCUCUGUGAUUGUUGCUGGCUGCCAUGGAUGCUGAGCUUGGUCUGUACCUUGUAGACUGUGGCUGUUCCAGACCCACUUGAAGAGUCUGCCAAAGGCACUACUAGCUUUUGAGAGUCUGUUGCCUACCUGCUUCUUGAUCGUGGCAUCACACAUGAUGACACUUCCCAGGUAGGUGAACUGCUUGACAGCAUUUAGCUCAGUUCCUUCAAUAGUAAUCUUCAGUGGCACAUCAGCUUGGCAUGGAGAUGGCUGAUGAAGAACUUCAGUCUUCCUCAGGCUGAUGGUGAGUCCAAAGAGUUGUGUUGCAGUAGCAAAGCGACUGGUUGUAUGCUGCAGAUAGGGUUGGGUGUAGGCCACCAGGGCACAAUCAUGUGCAAAUAGAAGUUCAUGGAUGAGCUGUUGUGAGGUUUUGUGUAGGCCUCUAGCAAUCUGAGAUUGAAAAGGUUUACAUCUGGUCAGAAGAACAUUUAGACACCUUCCUCACCUUUCCCAAGAUUCUUUGAUGCUUGCUGCAGUGUCAUGGUCAAGAAAAUGGUGAACAAGGUAGGGGUGAGUACACAGCCUUGCUUAAAUCCACUGGAGAUUAGGAAAGGACCUGAGAGGCUGUUGUUGUUCUUGACUUGUCCAUGCUGUCUGUCAUGGAGUUGUCUGACCAUGGUGAGGAACUUAGGUGGGCAUCCAAGCAUCUCGAGAAUCUUCCAGAUGCCAUCUUGACUUAUGGUGUCAAAUGCCUUAGUAAGGUCGAUGAAAGUAAUGUACGUCCUCUUGUUCUGCUCCAGGCACUUUUCCUGUAUUUGUCUGAGCACAAAUACCAUAUCUACCAUGCCUCUGUUUGCUCUGAAGCCACUUUGGCUCUCUUGGAGGACCUCUUCUGCUAUGGCAGGCACCAAACAGUUGAGGAGGAUUCUAGCUAGAAUCUUCCCAGCAAUGGACAAAAUGGUGAUCCCUCAGUAGUUGGAACAGUCUGAUUUGUCACCUUUAUUCUUAUACAGGGUGAUGAUUACAGCAUCACACAGAACCUGUGGAAUUUUCCCCUGCUCCCAGCAGGCUAUGGAGCUCAUGGAGAGCUCCAUAGGAAGAGUUCAUGGAGCUUGGAGUGUAGAGCAGGGCCACUGUAUUUCAGGUCUUCAAGUGAAAUUCCAUCAGUUCCAGGGGCUUUGUUGCUUUUUAUCUGGUAGAUAUAUCAUAUAAUGGGAUCUAUGAAAGGAUAAGCAGAUAGAGGCAGGACUCUAUUCAGCUCUGCCUGUUCCCCUAUAACCUUUGAAUCUAGGUAUGUAAUGGGCUGAUAGCGCCCCCCCCCCCCUUCAUUCAUUCUAUGUGAUCUAUUAAUCUGUGUAAGGAAAUCUGGAGGUGAAGCAGAGCCCGCCUCAAAACACAAGAAUAACAAAAACAACAGCUUUCUUAUUUAAAGAGUAACAUGUAUUCUAUUCUAUCAUGGAACCAUUCAGGCAUAUACUGAAGGCUAAACCUAUUUUCUGCACAAUGUCUGCAUUACUUUAGCUUUCCAAUAGAAUUAACUUGCUUUCCCAGGCUCUGAAAGAUAGAAUCAUAGAAUCAUAGGAAGAAGGACCUGAAGGGACCUAUAAGAUCAUCAAGUCUGGUUCCCUGCCAUUGGCAGGAGGUAACUGGGCUCAAACCAGUUCAAUGAGGUAUUUGUCCAGCCUCCUCUUAAAGACUCCCAGAGAUGACGACUGCACCACCUCUGCUGGAAGUGUGUUCCAGAAAAGAAGUUUUUCAUUAUGUCCAGCCAAAACUUGCCCUCUGCUAUCUUGUGUUCAUUGGUCUGUAUCUUCCUGGAGGGGCCUAUUCUGAAAAGUUGUUCACCUAGGUCCUGGUGUUCUCCCUUGACCUAUUUGUAGGCGGCUAUCAAGUAGCUGCUCAGCCUUCUUUUGCUCAGGCUGAACAGUCCCAGAUCCCAAAGUCUCUCCUCAUAGGACCUGUCCCCCAGGCCCUUGAUCAUGUGGGUGGCCCUUCUCUGCACCCUUUUGAGCAUGGGCAACUGGUGCAACCUGAGUCACGGGGGGCAUGUGCCCCCCCAGAGCCAGUCAGCAAUCAGGGGGGGGUCCCCCACAGCUGAACUCACCAACCAGGCAGUGCAACCCCCGUGCACCCCCUAUGUGUCACCACUGCUUUUAAGGUUGUCCACAUCCUUCUUGAAGUGUGGUGCACAGAACUGGAUAUAGUACUCCAGCUGAGGCCUCACCAAUACUGAAUAGAGGGGGAGGAGCACCUCUCUGGAUCUCUCUGUUGACAGGACACCUGCUGAUGCAUGCCAUAGUUCUAUUUGCUUUGCUGGUGACUUCAUCACACUGGUGGUUCAUAUACAUCUUCUGGUCGAUUGUCACCCCUAGGUCCCUUUUGGAUGUAGUGCCAGCCAGUGGGCCACCACACAUCAUAUAGAUAUGGUGCGGGUUCUUCCUUCCAAGAUGAAGGAUCUGGCAUUUGUCCCUGUUGAACCUCAUCUGGUUUUGUUCAGUCCAUAGGACCAGCCUGUCAAGGUCAUCCUGAAUCCUUGAUUUGUCCUCUGAUGUGCCCACUUGUCCCCAUGGUUUGGCAUCAUCCACAAACUUAAUUAUUGUACUUUUCACUCCCUCAUCCAAGUCAUUAAUAAAGAUAUUAACAAGCACAGGCCCAAACACUGAUCGCUGGGGUAUACCACUGGAGAUGUCCUUCCAGGAUGAGGCCACCUCAUCAAUCAAGACUUGUUGGGAUCUGGGGCUGAGCCAGUUCCCAACCCACUUCACUGUAGCUUGGUCUAGGCCAGAACUCUCCAACUUAACUGUGAGGUUUUAAUGGGAAACAAGAUCAAAGGCCUUGCUGAAGUCUACGUAGAUGAUGUCCACCUCCUGUCCCAUAUCCAGGAGGCUAGUUACCUGGUCAUAAAAGGACACCAGGUUUGUUAGGCAUGACCUCCCCACUACAAAGCCAUGCUGGGUGCUUCUCAGUACCCCACCAGAUGCGAGCUAGUGGGUGAUAUCCUUCCUUGACAAUUUUUUUAAAUAUCUUCCCCAGGAACCAAGUCAAACUGAGGGGUCUAUAGUUGGCAGGGUCAUCUCUGGUUCCCUGAGGAGGUCUUUUGCAAUAUUACAUGCAAUUAAGUAAUUAAAAAUAGUACCCAAAUGUGAAUGCACAAGGAUGUUUGGCAUCACCCGUGUGUGGAACACUUUUCUUGGGAUCUUGACAUCUGGACAUGUUUUUCUGUGGGAGAUGCAAAUAGCUGUACAGAUGAUCAAAAUAAAGUUGUAGGGGUGCGUGUGUAUAGAAGCGCAUAGCAAAGUAGUUUAGCGUGAAAUUAUAACAUAUACCAAUGUGAAAGGGAAGAAUUUCAUAGCUAAGGAGUUCCAUCUGAAUUUCUCUGACUCCUCUGGGCAGACUAAAACAGUUCCUACUUGAACCAAGACAUUCUGCGAACAUGAAUAUGGAGGAAAUAGAGAACUUUUCCGGGUUGUUCUGCAAAAAGAAGACCCCAUACAUAAACGGAAAAUAGUUCGAGAUAGUCACACAAUAGGAAGUGGUGAGGUAUAAGGUGUCGCUGUUGACUAAAGAGACAUUUUAAUAGGAAAGAAACGUGUACUCCUCCCCGAGCCAGACAGCGAGAAUCGUUUGCCAGAGUAUCAGGAAGCUCAUUUGUCCCGGAUGAGACAAGGACUGGAAACAGAACAUUUUCAAACUGAACGCAGGCACCUCGCUGAAAGACUCCGCGGCCUCGAUCAGAUGAACAGCGUUCGGAUGGUCUCUUUUUGGCUGAAUUCUGAAAUACAUUAGAAAAAAAUUAAAGGGAUCAUUAAGUGUAAUGUAAGCUGCGGCAUUUAAACAAUGGAAAAGCCGAAGACACAAGAUGUCGCUGUCCACUGAAGAGAAGUAGAAGCAACAAGCACACAGCUCCUCCUCUAGAACCGCUGUAACUCCAGUUUCCCGGCGCAUCAGAACGUUCCGCCGUCCUCCGGAUGCGACUGUUGGAUGUCAGUGAAGCGCUUUCGGAGAUACCAACCCAUCCUGUCCCUAGGACUCUGAGCGUACGAUAUAAACAAAGCAGGGAUUAAAAGAAACAGCAGCGGCUUUCGGACCUGCCAUGUCGGCACCCAGACUAGGCGGCCCGGCGGGGAGGCAGCUGCUGCGUCUGGUGCUGCUGCAGGCGGCCUGGGCGGCGGGGAGCGGCCCGCUGCAGUACUCGGUGGCGGAGGAGGCCAAGGCCGGCACGCUGGUGGGCCGCCUGGCCCAGGACCUGGGGCUGGAGGCCGGGGAGCUGGCGGCGCGGAGGCUGCGGCUGGUGUGGAAGGGCGGGCGCGACUCGCUGGAGGUGAAGGCGGAGAGCGGGGCGCUGGUGGUGCAGUCGCGGCUGGACCGGGAGGAGCUGUGCGGCCAGAGCGCGCGCUGCGCCCUGCACCUGGAGGUGCUGGUGGACAAGCCGCUGCGGGUGUUUCACGUGGAGGUGGAGAUUCAGGACAUCAACGACAACGCGCCCGUGUUCCCGAUAAAAGAACAUCAUUUGAGGAUACCAGAGUCAAGGCUGCCGGGCUCGCGCUUCCCACUAGAGGUCGCGUCUGAUGCGGACAUUGGCAUUAACGCUCUGCUCAGCUACAAACUCAGCCCGAGCGAAUAUUUCUCUCUGGAUGUAGUAACUAACGAAGACCAGAGCAAAUCAAUGGAACUUGCAUUAAAGAAACAAUUGGACCGCGAGGAGACCCCCGUGCACCACUUGCUCUUGACGGCGACUGACGGGGGCAAACCGGAGCUGACGGGCACGGUUGAGCUGGUGAUCACAGUGCUGGAUGUGAACGACAACGCGCCCGUGUUCAGCCAGGCGGUUUACAGAGUCCACUUACGAGAAAAUUUAGAGAACGGGACCUUAGUCAUUAAGGUCAAUGCGACAGAUGAGGACGAGGGGAUUAAUAAGGAAAUCCAGUACUCCUUUCACAGCCUUGUUCCAGAAAACAUAAAAGCAACAUUUGGCAUAGAUCAAGGGACGGGAGAAGUCAGAGUUAAAGGGAAACUGGAUUACGAAGAGAUGAAUUCAUACGAAAUUCGAAUUGAAGCAAAUGACAAUGGUUUCCCACCCCUGUCCGGACACUGCCGCGUUGUGGUGGCGCUUGUGGACGUGAACGACAACGCGCCGGAGCUGUGGGUGACGCCGCUGUCGGUGCCGGUGGCGGAGGACGCGGCGCCGGGCACGGUGGUGGCGCUGAUCCGCGCGCGGGACCGGGACUCGGGCGCCAACGGGGCCGUGACGCUGUGGCUGCGGCCCGAGGCGCCGUUCCGGCUGGUGUCGAGCUUCCGCGACUCCUACUCGCUGGUGCUGGCCGAGGCGCUGGACCGGGAGCGCGUGGCGGCCUACGAGGUGGAGGUGCGGGCCCGCGACGCGGGGGCGCCGGCGCUGGGGGCCAGCAGCCGCCUGGCCGUGCCGGUGGCGGACGUGAACGACAACGCGCCCGCCUUCGCGCAGGCCGUGUACACGGCGUUCGUGCGGGAGAACAACGCGCCGGGCGCGGCGGUGCUGACGGUGCGGGCGCGGGACGCGGACGCGGGCGAGAACGGCGCCGUGAGCUACUCGGUGGCGGGGGGCGGCGCGCAGGGCAGGCCGGCGUCCAGCCUGGUGGCGGUGGAGGCGGCGAGCGGGCGCGUGCGGGCGCUGCAGCCGCUGGACUACGAGGAGGUGCAGGUGGUGGAGUUCGAGGUGCGGGCGCAGGACGCGGGCUCGCCGGCCUUGUGGGGCCGCGCCACGGUGCAGCUCUUCGUGCUGGACGCCAACGACAACGCGCCGGCCGUGUGGGCGCCGGCGGCGGGCGCGGCGCCCCUGCUGGUGCCGCAGUCGGCGGGCGCGGGGCAGGUGGUGGCCAAGGUGCGCGCCGUGGACGCGGACUCGGGCUACAACGCGUGGCUGCGCUACGAGCUGCAGGAGCCGCGCGGCGCCGGGCCCUUCCGCGUGGGGCUGUACAGCGGCGAGGUGCGCACGGCGCGGCCCCUGGACGAGGCGGACGGGCCGCGCCACAGCCUGGUGGUGCUGGUGCGCGACCACGGCGAGCCGGCGCUCUGCGCCACGGCCACGCUCAGCGUGUCGCUGGUGGACAGCGCGCAGGCCUCGGCCGCGGCGGCGGGGGCGGCCGGAGCGGCGGCGGCGGCGGCGGCCGGGCCCGACGGGCCGCUGUCGGAGCUGAACGCCUACUUGAUCCUGGCCAUCUGCGCCGUGUGCGGCCUCUUGGUGCUGGCGCUGGGGCUGGCGGCGGCGCUGCGGUGGCGGCCGCGGGCGGCGGUGCUGUGCGGCCCGGGCCAGGCGGCGCUGGUGUGCGCCAGCGAGGUGGGCAGCUGGUCGUACUCGCAGCGCCACAGCCGCCAGCUGGGAGGCGGCGAGGCGGCGGGCAAGGCCGACCUCAUGGUGUUCAGCCCCGGCUGCCCGCCCGCCGCCGCCGCCGGCAGUGCGGACAAGAAGACGGGAGGCGGCGGCGCCGGCCCGGAUGGAAGCGCAAUGCCAAAACAGCCCAAUCCUGAUUGGCGCUAUUCUGCAUCCCUAAGAGCAGGAAUGCAAAGUGCUGUGCAUAUGGAGGAGGCAGGAGUCUUACGAGGAGGACCAGGAGGACCUGAACAGCAGUGGCCAACAGUUUCCAGUGCAACACCAGAACCUGAGGCAGGAGAAGUAUCCCCCCCAGUUGGAGCUGGUGUGAACAGUAACAGCUGGACCUUUAAAUUUGGACCGGGCAAUCCCAAACAAGGUGGUCCCGGUGAGUUGCCAGACAAAUUCAUUAUCCCGGGAUCUCCUGCAAUCAUCUCCAUCCGACAGGAACCACAAAACAGCCAAAUUGACAAAAGUGACUUCAUAACUUUUGGCAAGAAGGAAGAAACCAAGAAAAAAAAGAAAAAGAAGAAGGGAAACAAGACUCAGGAGAAAAAAGAAAAGGGAAACAGCACCACUGACAACAGUGACCAGUGAGGGGUUUAUAUUCAAAGAAUCCACUUAGCCAGUUUUUGUAAUAAUGGCUGAUCUCUCCUAUGUAGCAACUCCCAAUUUCUUCCUACUGUUAACAAAUUUCCUAUAUGUACAGACUGCAAAAAUCAGCAGGAAAUUCACAGUCUCUGUCUAGAUUGCUUAACAGAUUUUGUCUUAAAAGCUUUAUUAAGUCUGGUGUUAACUCUUUUUCUCCACUCUGGCUUGUUUUCAGAAUCUAAAAAGCAGACACAAGUUUCCUUUCUCCUACGCCGAAAAGGAGACUCUUCACAAUACAGCCAGUGAGAGGUUGGACUCUCUGCACUGUGGUUCCUGUGAUCCUGUCUUGAUGACACUUACAGGACAAGUUUAAAAGUUUUAAUAUUGUGCACUCUAUAUCUGAUUGCAAACAUUUGUGUGCAGAUGUCACCUAGGUGAUGCAAGAUAAAUUAUAAAAUGCAAGAAGAGCUGGUAACAAAUGAACAAAAAGACAUCUAAUGAACAAUAUCAUUCAGAGAUGUUUGGGCAGGGGAGGAAAUAUCUUAAAGGAGAUUACCAGACUUUUCAAAUCUAGAAACCUAACUGGGUAGAAUACUGAGUCCUUUUCAUAUAUACACUCCAUCAAGGAAAAACUCACAUUUACAGCUCUUUAAGAUAUAAAAUAUCUCUCUCACUAAGCCAUUGAAUAUACUGUCAUUUCAAGCCCUGCAUUAUCCUAGCAAGGAUGUCCCUCAGAUUGUUACAAGGGCAGAGUUGACAUCUUGGGAAUGUAACUGACUGCGAUGAUUCUUGUAUAUCCCUGUUUCCACUCUAUUUAAUAUUAUUUUGCACAUAAUAUCUCUGAAAAAGUCAGAGUAUUUCCACAACACAUAUGCAAAAGUGAGAAAAAAGAAAUGUUAUCUAUGCUAUUUGUUAUUUGAUAUAUUUAUUUAUAAAGAAAAUAUAGCUGUAAAUGUUAAAGAAAUAUGAUGCCCUUAAACCCAAACAGAAGUCAGUCUAGAGCCAUUAGAAAUGAUAAUUGCUGCUAUUAAAGUGCUUUAGAGAAAUUGCCUGAAACAUCUGUAUUUUAUCGGCCACUUGCCAAUCACAGCUUUAUUCUGUCAGGUCACUUGGGGGCUGCCUCUUGCAUGUAUUAAUAAAUACAAUAAUAUCAUUUUUUUUUGCAUUAAGCUGCACUUUGAAUACACAUUUGCAAACAAACUUCCCUAUUAUAAAGAAGCAGAAGUAAACUAUUUCUCACACAAGCAGGUUUACUAACCUGCUAGCUCUGUGCAGUAUCUGGGUGUUAUCUCCCACACACCUUCUUUGUUUUCAGUUUUACUUUUCUAUGAAGUUAUGAACUGCUGACCCUACUAACACUCAUUAUGUAAAAUUCAAGUACUGUAUGUAUGCUGUAUGUUCUUAAAAAAUCCUGAAAUAUUUAUUCUGUGCUUGUGUAUGUGAAUGCCAAUGAAACUACUAUUAGAGUGGACUUUAAGCUUUGCUGUUGAAUGUAAAUCCAUUAUUUCUUUUUUGUACACUUGUGAAAAAGUGGAGUAGUGUUAAUUUUUUAAGCCACGGUUGAUUAUCAGUUUUUGUGUAUGAAACACAAGUAAAAUAACUUUCUUAAAUCAAGAA